Molecule: messenger RNA, 948 nt
Organism: Durusdinium trenchii
Lineage: Eukaryota; Dinophyceae; Suessiales; Symbiodiniaceae
Source: the annotation of a GenBank genome assembly
AUGGAGGCCUUUGCCAAGGCCAAGAAUGCAAAUGUGGUUGCAUUCCUUGAUUCGCUCAGCACACCCCAGAGACAGGCCCUCUGGCAAAGGUUCAGUGCAGCCAGAAAUGCACUGAAGGAUGAGAAUGCAGACCAACUGUGGUCUGACCUGGCCAAGGGGAAAGGGUCUGACCUUCACAAGAAAGCAUUGCUGCAAUGCUUUCUGAAGCUGGGUGGGGACCUCAAGAGCAAGAAGGAGGUCUACAUGAAGGAGCUGGUUUCCUACUGUAAGGUGCAUGGCCACACCAGCUCUGAGGAAUGGGUCCCCUUUGCCACAGUGUUGAAGCACUAUGGACUGGCUGAAGCAAUGCGCAGAGCACUUGGCCUCAAUCAGCUGUCCUUUGGGGUGCACAGGGGGACCAUCCUCUGCAGAAAAGACCCUGAAGAUGAAUGUGAAUGGCAGUUCUGCCUCAAAAAGAAGCUUGAAUGGACCAAGGAGGAAACAAGACAUGAACAGAAAGGUGACUCAAGUGCCAAGCUGGAGUGUGCCCAGUGGCUGGAGUUGAAAGCCAAAAGCCUGAUGCCUGGUGAAAUGGGGGAUGCUAACCAGGCAAAGCUGGCUUUGGCAGAGGUGACUGGCAAGGGCUUGCCAGCCCUCAUGGACAAGGAGAGGGGGUCAGCUGCAGGGAGUGAACAGGACCAGGACAAUGCUGUUGUGGAGGCAGACCUCCUCUCUGACAUGGGUGGUAAGCUGGUCAAGGAAGAUGCCAAAACCAGGCUGAACAGGAUGGUGAAACUCCUUCAGACAGUGAAGGGGGAAGUUGGUGCAGAGAAGGGGAAGCCAUUGGACAAGGCCCUCACUGACCUGAAGAAGCUCUUGAAGCAAGGGGGCAAGAUGACCAUGGACCAGGCCAAGCAGCAUCUCUUUGAUGCAGCCUUGGAGAUCAAGAAGGUGAAGAAAGCUAAGUAA